AAUCAACGUCUACUGGCUCGUACAGCUAAGUGAACUGAUCAAUCGAACUUGUUCCCAACGAUUCGAUACAACUCUAACAGAACAAUCCGUGGCCGACAUCAGAAUUGCUCUGGAAAUAUGGCACUCAGACUAAUCAACAACGCACUGCGUCGCCAGUUGGCUGCUAUGCCACACAACGCUCAGGUCGGCAGCGUUGCCUCCAUCCACACUUUGGACAAGAUUGGCAAACGUGAAGUUGUCGGCUUCGGCUGGAACGGUACAGCUUGCUAUGCUGAUCGUGCCGAUUACCCCAUGCCCGCUGUCCGCUUCCGUGAGCCCAACAACGAGAUCAACGCUCUGCGUACCAAGGAGCAGGGUGACUGGAAGAAGCUGAGCCCACAGGAGAUCAAGGCUCUGUACCGCGCCAGCUUCUGCCAGACCAUUGCCGAGGUGCAAGCCGGCACUGGCGAGUGGAAAUUGCACUUGGGUGUUGGCCUGCUCUUCACCGCCGCUGCCAUCUGGAUUGCCGUCCUGAUGAACCUGUUCGUCUACGACGAGCUGCCAAUUACCUUCGAUGAGGAGCACCAGAAGGCACAGCUGAAGCGUAUCAUUGACCUGGAAAUCAAUCCAGUCACCGGAUUGACCUCCAAGUGGGAUUACGAGAACAACAAGUGGAAGAACUAAACGACUCCAAUUCCAAAGUCGGCGUUCUCGCCAUGUGUGUGAACAGUAAUUAAGUAAAAAGUUAGGAGACGUCUAUGUUUAAGUGGCGAUACCCAAGCAACAAUUCUAGUUGAAAUUAAAGUUAUGGCCGCUGCCAAACGUUCUA
Messenger RNA from Drosophila nasuta, 808 nucleotides. It is a transcript of the gene COX4, whose product is annotated as Cytochrome c oxidase subunit 4. Lineage: Eukaryota; Metazoa; Arthropoda; Insecta; Diptera; Drosophilidae. The coding region runs from base 118 to 663 and encodes 181 amino acids. Gene Ontology annotation, biological process: mitochondrial electron transport, cytochrome c to oxygen. The transcript has 3 exons. Gene Ontology annotation, cellular component: respiratory chain complex IV. The record is from RefSeq and is a predicted model, not a curated record.